Calliphora vicina (urban bluebottle blowfly) is the source of this 2465-nucleotide messenger RNA. RefSeq lists its product as uncharacterized. Gene Ontology annotation, molecular function: GTP binding; GTPase activity; calcium channel regulator activity. Gene Ontology annotation, cellular component: plasma membrane. The coding region runs from base 226 to 1773 and encodes 515 amino acids. The record is from RefSeq and is a predicted model, not a curated record. The transcript is spliced from 12 exons. NCBI's taxonomy places the organism in Eukaryota, Metazoa, Arthropoda, Insecta, Diptera, Calliphoridae.
UAAAACAAAACAAUAUAUGUGUAAUUAAACAAAAUUUAUAAAUAUAAAUAUAAACAAAACAACUAUUAUUUAUUUAAGUGGCAAAACGCUUAAACUGUUAACAUACUCGUAUGUUAAAGUGUAAUAAACAAAUAUUGAAAUUUAAAAUUUAGUGCUAUAUUGAAAAGUUUAAAGUACUCCAACACCACCACCACAACAAACAAAUAUUUGGAUUAAAUUAAAAUUAUGGAUCCUUUAUAUAAACGGAUUUGUAGAAGAUUUUCUAAAAAACAUAGGCCGUCCCUUAGUUUAGAUAAUACCAUUGAAACAUUAUUAAUUAAAAAUGAAAAUGAUUUCAUAAGUGUUGAACAGGACAAAGAUCCACAGAAUAUAAUUUCAUUGUCUGCACGUAAACGUCAUUCGCAGCAAUUUCAUCAGGCACCCAAUGCUACAGCAGCAGCAGCACAACAUCAAAACUAUCAACAGCAGCAGCAACAGAAACGUGAUGAAAAUAUGCGACAAUUAUUGGAUGUAACAAAUACCCUGACAUUUGAAGAAUUAAGAGAUUUUGAAAUGCGUUAUGGUUCCCCUCAUCACAGUCGAUCACAGUCAGUUAAAACGCCUGGCAGUAGAGCUUCAGGUCGUCCAAAUCAAUUAUGUCUGCCACAACAAAGAUCAAGAGUGGCCUCUAUGCCCAAUACCGGAGUGGAGGAAGAAUACUACAGAUUAAGACAUUUUUCGAUAACCGGCAAGGGAGUAAUAAAUCGUGGUGAUUCCUUAAAAAGUAGACGCAGUAAAUCAAAUAACAGUGUAGCCAGUUCAAAUUCAAGCAAUGAACAUUUAACAACCCAACUUCAACCUACCCAAGUACAUUCUGCUCGCAACUCAGCCACUUGCAGUUUAGCCUCAAGUCGUGAAAGUAGUACUUCAAAUCCGGGCAGUGGUCCUUACAGAGUCCUUAUGCUGGGUGGAACCGCUGUGGGUAAAAGUUCUUUGGUCUCACAAUUUAUGACCUCAGAAUAUUUACAUGCUUACGAUACCAGUAUUGGCAAUAAUUGUAACAUUCGUAUACAUAUCGAAAAACCCGCUGACGAUGAUGACUCUGGUGAAAAAUCUGUUUCAGUAUUAUUGAAUGCAGAAGAAUCGGAAUUAAUAUUUAUCGAUCAUCCUUAUGCCGAAAUGACGCCCGAUGAUUGCCUGAGUAGUUAUGAUCCACAUGGCUAUUGUGUCAUAUAUUCUGCCUCUGAUCGUAGUAGUUUUAGUGUGGCCGAACAUAUUUUACAAGUAUUAUGGACAAAUCAAAAUAUUGCCCAAAAGGCAGUUAUUUUAGUGGCAAAUAAGGCCGAUUUGGCCAGAAGUCGUUUAGUGAGUGCUGAAGAGGGCAAAGCUAUGGCCACCGCAUACGAUUGUAAAUUUAUAGAAACUUCAGUGGGUAUUAAUCAUAAUGUGGAUGAAUUAUUGGUGGGUUUAUUGUCACAAAUACGUCUUAAACUAGAAAAUCCCGAAAAAUCCAGGGAUAUGUUUAGAAAACGUUCUAUAAGAAAAUCAAAGAGAAGAGCUUGCUCGCCAUUAAGUGGAGCCUGUUUAACGGGUGGUACUAAUCCCAAUACACCUAUGGGUCCCACCAAUAAUAUAAUAUCGGAUGUCAAUACACCACCUGGUAGUGCUCACAGCAGUCCCCGUAAAUAUCGUGGUUCCCGCACUUCUACUAGCUUAAAAGUCAAAGGCUUAUUGGGCCGAGUCUGGGCUCGAGAUUCGAAAUCAAAAAGCUGUGAAAACUUACAUGUUUUGUAAACUAAUUUCUAUGCCACUAUACUUGUACGCAAGUUGAAUUAUAAUAAUUUCAUUAUAUUUAGUUAGUUCGGUGUAAAGUUUGACAGAAAACAUAAUAAGUAUUAUUUACAUUAUCAUCGUUUACUAAAAACAAGUCUAGUCUAUAACGUACUUAUUUGAAUGGCUUAAGUUAAAUAAUUAUUUUGAGUUAAUUUUAGCUAAUAGAAUAUUUUACUAGAGUAAAACUUAAACUAUUAUACUAUAUUGUUUGCCACUAAAAACAGCAAAAAAACAUCCUUUUUGAAAAUGGGUCCACUUUAGAAUGAAUAGGGUAAAAUACCAUAUAACUUAUUUAUAUAUUUAAAUAACUAAAACAUACAUACAUAUAUACAUUGAAUUUUUUUUAUAUAUAUAUAAACUACAUACAUAUAUAAAUAGAUGUUUAAAAAAUGUUUGUUGAAAACAAGAAAAUUCCAGUUUUUUUAAGAAAACAAACUAACAUACAUAUAUACAUACAUAUGUAUUUUAUGUAAUUUUUUUGUAUUGUAUUUUCAAAAAUCUAAAUGUUGUCAAUGUGAAAUUUUUAAAAUUCCCCUCCAUUUUCCCUCCUUUAAAACAAAUAAUAUAUUAAAUUAUAUAAAAGACAUUAUUAAGCAAAUAUUUACAAAAUAUUUGUGGAUUAAUAAAGAUAAGAAAUUUAUAAAAUAAGCAAA